UUUUCUGUUCAUUUAACUGAAUUUGUAACCGUCAAAUCUUAAGGGUGUUGUGGUAGCGGGUGGUAAAAUAUUUAGUGUAGUUUCAUUAUUCUGUUUAUAUUAAUAUUAAUAGAUGGCCGGAAGACUGCCCGCUAUAGUUAUAGAUAAUGGAACAGGUUAUACUAAACUUGGUUUCGCUGGCAACAGAGAGCCUCAGUUUAUCAUUCCAUCCGCCAUAGCGAUUCGUGAAACUGCAAAGAUUGGUGAUCAAGCCAUUCGAAGGUUAGGACGUGGAAUUGAUGAUUUAGAUUUUUAUAUUGGAGAUGAGGCUCUUGAUUCGACUGGCUAUUCUGUCAAAUACCCUAUCCGCCAUGGAAUCGUUGAAGAUUGGGAUUUAAUGGAGCGUUUUUGGGAGCAAUGUAUUUUCAAGUAUUUAAGAGCUGAGCCUGAGGAUCAUUAUUUUCUUUUGACUGAACCUCCAUUAAAUACCCCUGAAAACAGAGAAUACACUGCCGAAAUAAUGUUUGAGUCAUUUAAUGUUCCUGGCUUAUAUAUUGCUGUUCAGGCUGUUCUAGCUUUGGCUGCCUCUUGGACUUCAAGACAGUUAGGUGAACGUACUUUAAAUGGGCUUGUUAUAGAUUCAGGUGACGGGGUUACACAUUGCAUUCCUGUGGCUGAAGGAUAUGUAAUAGGUAGCUGUAUUAAGCACAUUCCUAUUGCUGGACGCAACAUCACUUAUUUUAUUCAAAGUUUGUUGAGGGAACGUGAAGUAGGAAUCCCUCCUGAGCAGUCACUGGAAACUGCAAAAGCAAUUAAAGAAAGAUAUAGUUAUAUAUGCCCUGACAUUGCUAAAGAAUUUGCAAAGUAUGAUCAAGAACCUGCAAAAUGGAUGAAGAAAUAUGAUGGCAUUAAUGCCAUAACUCAACAACCUUUUUCAGUUGAUGUUGGAUAUGAAAGAUUUUUGGGUCCUGAGAUAUUCUUCCACCCUGAGUUCGCGAAUCCAGACUUUAUGGUGCCAAUAUCUGAAAUAGUUGAUACCUGCAUUCAGAGUUGUCCUAUUGAUGUUAGGAGACCUCUGUAUAAAAACAUAGUUUUAUCUGGAGGAUCAACCAUGUUUCGGGAUUUUGGCAGAAGGUUACAAAGGGACAUCAAAAGAGUUGUUGAUGCGCGAUUGAAACUUAGCGAAACACUCAGUGGUGGAAGAAUUAAACCCAAACCAAUUGAAGUUCAGGUUAUAUCUCAUCACAUGCAACGAUAUGCUGUCUGGUUUGGUGGUAGUUUAUUGGGCUCAACUCCUGAGUUCUACCAAGUUUGUCCUACCAAAGCAGCCUAUGAAGAGUACGGGCCUAGCAUUUGUAGACAUAAUCCAGUAUUCGGUGCAAUGACAUGAGCUUAGAAUAGAACUAUGAGCAAAAAAGAAGAGCCAUACCAUCUGAAAAAAAAAAGAAAUUGUAAUAUAUUGAAAAAUUUAUAUAUAUAUAACUUUUAACAUUGCUUAAGAGAUUACAGUUAGCUUCCAGUUUGAACUGUGAUGAGUUUGGGAUGAUGGAACAAAUUUAUCCUACAAUUUCCAAUCAACAACCAUUGCUCAUGAAUAUUUAAUAAAUCAGUGGUAUAUAUAUUAAUUUAUGUCCUUGUUUUGUUUUUUUUUUUACUAAAAAUUUUCAUUUCUUUUUUAUAUAUAUUAAUAGAAAAUAAUACUGUGUUGUUGACUUAUCAAAAAUCAUCUAGUGAUCAUGAUUUGUAAUUAUUUUGCACUUGUAAUUUUUAUAGAUACACCAUAUGAUGUUAUCAGAAUAAAACUGUUUUCUUUAUUGUUUA
Messenger RNA from Parasteatoda tepidariorum (common house spider), 1800 nucleotides. RefSeq names its product Actin-related protein 3 (gene Arp3). NCBI's taxonomy places the organism in Eukaryota, Metazoa, Arthropoda, Arachnida, Araneae, Theridiidae. The record is from RefSeq and is a predicted model, not a curated record.